AUGCCCAGCCCUCUCAAGACCCCACCGCCCAGCGCGCAGACUACCACCACCACCACCACCACCACCACCACCAGCACCACCGCCGCCGCCUCCGCCGCCGCCACAACAACCAUCACUGAAUUCGAAGCUGACGCCCCCCACCCACCUUGCUUACGCUGUCUCAGUACACUCACCUCACGCAUCAGCCCGGUCAGUCGGCUGCGAAGCCUUUUAUACAGUGGCAAGCGAACAAAUGCCCUGAACGCCAACAUACAUCGGACGCACUCUCCUCAACUGUCCUCGCACAUUCGGACACCGCAUGGAUCAAGUAGGCCACAUGCGCAUCUUGGAAAACCUGCGGUGGACAACCGCCGGCUAUACUACACACUCAGAUCUUUUCAUACCCGCACCUGCCACACACAUCAACAUCACUCAUCACCAGACAAAGCAAGCACGCAAUUGAUUCCCCUCAUGUAAGCGGAAAGUGUGCUUCUCGGCACCUUCCUCGUUUGGCUCCUCUGCAGCAUUUGUGACCCGAACAUGAGACUCUCACGGUCCGCCAAGCACCGUGGCUUAUAAGGUUGUGGACUGAUGCAUCAGAUCAGUCCACAUAACUAGCCUGCUUGCGCGUGUUUGUGUGGAGUGGCGGACUGGUGGACUGAGAGUCAGGCUACCAUGCUCCCUUCUUGACGUGACGUAACCUCUGGCACUCUCAAGCAUGUCAGGUGCAUGCCGCCCACUCCAUGAUGUAUAACAUCCUCAUGUUCGUGCCUUGGGGUCUAGGCCGUGCAUGUGGCGCAUGUAUACGGAGUCACUAGGUUUGCCAACCACUACGCCCACUCGCCGCACCAGAUAACGGGCCGGACUGAUUGGUGGCUGGGGCCUGGGAAAGGGAACAGCGAGUGGGACCGACGACUCAGCGCACUUUCCUUACUGCAAAAGAUCUGACGCCCUCGAAGUUAUCACGGUGGCUAAAAGGCGUAGCUUGGAAGGCUGCCAGCUGAAGGGUUAAUUUAGACCUCGCAGUCGGCCCCGUGUUUUUUUGCUUGAAGCGGCCGACUGAUGCCCUGAGAGAGUUGCCUUUAUAACACUUUCAGCUGAUGGGCUUCGAGAUGGAUGUGGCGGCACGCCUAGGGACGGUUAUAGCAGCGCCAGCCAUUUAG
This is a messenger RNA of Spirometra erinaceieuropaei, 1142 nucleotides long. Lineage: Eukaryota; Metazoa; Platyhelminthes; Cestoda; Diphyllobothriidea; Diphyllobothriidae. The record is from the annotation of a GenBank genome assembly.